This is a messenger RNA of Brassica oleracea var. oleracea, 799 nucleotides long. RefSeq names its product protein PHLOEM PROTEIN 2-LIKE A8. The transcript has 2 exons. Gene Ontology annotation, biological process: signal transduction. The coding region runs from base 24 to 758 and encodes 244 amino acids. NCBI's taxonomy places the organism in Eukaryota, Viridiplantae, Streptophyta, Magnoliopsida, Brassicales, Brassicaceae. The record is from RefSeq and is a predicted model, not a curated record.
ACAAGAAAAGUGUCAGGUCUCCAAUGGCAGAGCCACAACCAUACCAACGUCCUCCUCAGGUGUUCAUCAGUUUCCACGGAGAUGAAUUGCGUGACAACUUCAUCAGAUAUCUUGUGUGGGGACUGAGAGACGAAAGACUCAACCUUUUCAUUGACAGAGGAGAAGCAAAUAGGAGAGAGAUACGAAACGUUUUCACAAAGAUCGAGGAUUCAAACAUCGCGGUCGUCAUCUUCUCCAAGAGGUAUAGAGAGUCAGAGAUGUGCUUGAACGAGCUUCAAAAGAUUCACGAACACGCUGAACAAAACAGACUCUUGGUGAUUCCUGUGUUCUACGAUGUGAGCAAGAGGGACGUGAAGAGCCUCGAGGGUGAAUUCGGCAAUCAUUUCAAGGAAAUGAGGGAGAAAUAUAAAAAUGACCCUCUUAAGAUCCUUACUUGGGAGGAUUCCUUGAGUUCAAUAGCUGACAGAACCGGUUUGACCUCAGAAGAACACGGAACGGGAUUAGGUCUUGUCAGAGAAAUAGUUAGCACGGUUAAAAGCAAGCUACUAAACUCCGCUGGAGGAAGAAGAAGACGAAGUAUGUCGAUCGGACUAGUGUUUGUUUUGGCUUCAACUGCGGUUUUCCUCUUUAUUCUCUUCAUAGCCCGUAAUUUUUGCGCUGAUGUGAGAAUUUACAAGGCUGUUAAGUGUUUGCUAGGUGUUCCGGUUUUGGUUGGUGUCUUGCACCAGCUUUAUCGUCUAUCAACACAUAACAGAUAAAUAGAUAAUAUCUCUUGAUCGAUCACCAACUCUAAUUAGUC